Plenodomus lingam JN3 is the source of this 975-nucleotide messenger RNA. Lineage: Eukaryota; Fungi; Ascomycota; Dothideomycetes; Pleosporales; Leptosphaeriaceae. The record is from RefSeq and is a predicted model, not a curated record.
AUGGAGGAGACAAUGAGUGACGCCCUUGACCCACGCGAGAUGGAGGACCAGGAGCAGGUCGAGCACAAGAUCAUCAACGAAGAGUACAAGAUAUGGAAGAAGAAUAGUGUUUUUCUUUACGACGUCCUCUAUGGCCGUGCGCUCGAAUGGCCAACCCUCACCACACAAUGGCUGCCAGACAAGAAGCCAGUCGAAGGUACCAACAUGAGCCAGCACCGCAUCAUCCUCGGCACCCACACCUCGGGCCAAGCCCAAAACUACCUGCAAAUCGCCCACUGCGAGAUUCCCGACUUCCGCGUCCCAGACCUCUCCGAGCUCAACGAGGAGCGGGGGGAAAUUGGCGGCCACGGCAAUGCCAAGCGGCCAUUUGACUUCAAGAUUGUGCAGAAGAUCAACCACCCGGGCGAAGUCAACAAGGCGCGCUACCAGCCGCAGAACCCCGACAUCAUCGCCUCGCUCUGCGUGGACGGCAAAGUGCUCAUCUUCGACCGGACCAAGCACCCGCUCCAGCCCAAGGGCGACGCCAUCCAAUUCGAAGCCGAGCUCGUGGGACACAGCCAAGAAGGAUUCGGACUCAGCUGGAGCCCGCUGCGCGAAGGCCACCUCGUCACGGGCAACGAGGACACGACGGUCAAGACGUGGGACAUGAAGACGGGCUUCUCAAAGGGCAACAAGACCAUCAGUCCCACGGCCACCUACACGGUCCACAGCGCCACCGUAAAUGACGUCCAAUACCACCCAAUCCACGACUUCCUCAUCGGCACCGCCUCGGACGACCUAACCUGGCAAAUCCUCGACACCCGCAUGGCCACGCACAAGACAGCCCUGUACCGCAAAGAAGCCCACCAAGACGCCGUCAACUGCGUCUCCUUCCACCCGGAAUUCGAAAUGACAAUGGCCUCGGGCUCGGCCGACAAGACCCCUGCAGGGCCACCGCGGCGACGUCAUCGGCCUCCAGUGGCACCCUCAAGAUAG